AGCCCCAGCUGAAAGGCCGCGUCUUCUGCAGGCAUCCUCUCGGCUCGCAAGAUCAUAGCCAGCUCCCCGGAACUGGACCUGCCCACGGUGUCCGCGCUCAGGAAGAUGGGUGUGAACCUGACCCGGAGCAACAAGGAGACAGUGAGGCACAGCGACGUGCUGUUCCUGGCGGUGAAGCCGCACAUCAUCCCCUUCAUCCUGGACGAGAUCGGGGCCGACGUCCAGGCCAGGCACAUCGUGGUCUCCUGUGCGGCCGGUGUCACCAUCAGCUCUGUGGAGAAGAAGCUGAUGGCGUUCCAGCCGGCCCCCAAGGUGAUUCGCUGCAUGACCAACACGCCCGUAGUGGUGCGGGAGGGCGCCACGGUGUACGCCACGGGCACCCACGCCCUGGUGGAGGAUGGGCGGCUGCUGGAGCAGCUCAUGAGCAGCGUGGGCUUCUGCACUGAGGUGGAGGAAGACCUGAUAGACGCCGUCACGGGGCUCAGCGGCAGCGGCCCUGCCUACGCGUUCAUGGCCCUGGACGCGUUGGCCGACGGUGGGGUGAAGAUGGGCCUGCCGCGGCGCCUGGCGGUCCGACUGGGGGCCCAGGCCUUGCUGGGGGCUGCCAAGAUGCUGCUGGACUCGGAGCAGCAUCCAGGCCAGCUCAAAGACAACGUCUGCUCCCCCGGGGGGGCCACCAUCCACGCCCUGCACUUCCUAGAGAGUGGAGGCUUCCGCUCCCUGCUCAUCAACGCGGUGGAGGCCUCCUGCGUCCGCACACGAGAGCUGCAGUCCAUGGCUGACCAGGAAAAGAUCUCCCCAGCCGCCCUCAAGAAGACCCUCCUGGACAGAGUGAAGCUGGAGUCCCCCACAGUGUCCACGCUGACCCCCUCCGGCUCAGGGACGCUCCUCACAAGAAACCCGGCCCCGGGAGGCAAGAAGGACUAAGGCAGCCUCUGCCCUCGUCUGUGACCAGAGCCCUUGACUGAGGAACCGUGCAGGGAGAGGGCAGGCUCUGAUUUUCAGUUUUCAGAUCCUUGUUGUAAAAUCUCCUUAAAUCUGUUCAGACCAGGCAGCACUAGAGUCCUUCCUGUCCCGUGCUGGAAGACGCUCUGAAGGGGUGGUCGAUGCUGGAAGCCAGGUGCAGCCUGUACGCCUCCCACUGUUGCAGGAGAGAGAGGCUCG
Molecule: messenger RNA, 1164 nt
Organism: Ceratotherium simum simum (southern white rhinoceros)
Lineage: Eukaryota; Metazoa; Chordata; Mammalia; Perissodactyla; Rhinocerotidae
Source: RefSeq, a predicted model, not a curated record